CAGAAGACUUAGCACCCAAGACUCGGAUCUUCCCAAUCAUGAAGGCUCUCAUCGUUUUUGUUUCACUGCUGGCAACAGUUUUUGCUCAAUUACCUGCUCCCAAUGCUGUACCCAUUCCUUACUCUUUCAACUACAUGGCUAACACGGAGGAUGGUGGAAGCAGCUCACAUGAAGAGAACGGGGAUGGGGCCGGACGCGUGACGGGAUCUUAUACCGUCAGCAAUCUGGAAGGACACACCCGGACGGUUGAAUAUGUUGCUGAUGAAGCUGGUUUCCGAGCUACAAUCCGUACCAAUGAACCUGGUACUGCCAACCAGAAUCCUGCUGACGUUGUGGUUGAAUCUUCAGCGGCAGAAGCUGGACCUGUUCUAACCAGUGCUCCUGCCCCCAAGCCCCCGGCUUCUACCAGGACUGGCGUUCGAUACGUCCUGGUUCCCAUAACCGAAUAAAUUAUUUUUCUGGCAAUUGUACUGGGCGUAUCAACGGAUAGAUGUUGGACUUUGAACUUAUUUAGUCAUGUGUUUGGUGUAUUGACUUGAAACUUGUGUAUAAUAAAUUUCAAUACAUAUGUUCUCUA
This is a messenger RNA of Uloborus diversus, 577 nucleotides long. Its product is annotated as cuticle protein 10.9-like. Gene Ontology annotation, molecular function: structural constituent of chitin-based larval cuticle. The transcript has 3 exons. The record is from RefSeq and is a predicted model, not a curated record. The coding region runs from base 39 to 449 and encodes 136 amino acids. Gene Ontology annotation, cellular component: chitin-based extracellular matrix. NCBI's taxonomy places the organism in Eukaryota, Metazoa, Arthropoda, Arachnida, Araneae, Uloboridae.